Messenger RNA from Amaranthus tricolor (Joseph's coat), 757 nucleotides. RefSeq lists its product as uncharacterized. Gene Ontology annotation, cellular component: ribosome. Bases 230 to 532 code for a protein of 100 amino acids. The transcript has 3 exons. NCBI's taxonomy places the organism in Eukaryota, Viridiplantae, Streptophyta, Magnoliopsida, Caryophyllales, Amaranthaceae. Gene Ontology annotation, molecular function: structural constituent of ribosome. The record is from RefSeq and is a predicted model, not a curated record. Gene Ontology annotation, biological process: translation.
ACCCCAGGUCUCAAGGCCCAAACAUAAUGCUACUGCUGUCUGCCUCUCAGAACCAAACAGAUUUGUGACAGAACCCCUCACACCUCAAUCGCCUGAGCCCUGACGCCACUUCACUCGCCAGACACCACGUUGCCCCCAGUGACCAACCCGUCACUGUCCUCCGCCGGCGCUAUUCUCCAUCAUUAAUUGGUCCAUUCCUCUUUUUCUCUAAGUUGCUCUUGCAGUAACCAUGAAGGUUAGGUCAUCUGUGAGGAAGAUGUGUGAGUUCUGUAAGGUGAUAAAACGUCGUGGCCGUGUAUAUGUAACUUGCAGUGCCAAGCCCAAGCACAAACAGCGACAAGGUUUUUCUACAUUUGCCCAUGAAGAGCCCCUUGUUAGCAUGUCUGCAUCUGCUACUAUAAAGCCAUUGAUAUCCAACAACCCAAGCUUGCGUGUCGGUCUGGCACAGAUCGUGCCCAAACUACAGCAGCCUGCUGCAUUGUUUGGUUGGAGGGAUGCCAUCGUUUCACUUUUAUUCAAGAAGAGAAACUAAAGCUUCUAGAAAUGACAAAUAUCCAGGACAUAUAGUACCUCCUGAAUUGUUUAGACAGCAAUUGCCAAAAAACAUUGUUAAUUACAGUUUUGUACUUAUGAACUGUUUCAUUGUCCUAUAACCUAUUACCUUCUGUUUUCUUUUUGCUGUUAUGUGGCUCCCACAUACUCUGUUACACUACAUCGUUUUUUAUAAAGACAAACAAUUGAGCAAUUUUGGGAGAAA